This is a messenger RNA of Gossypium raimondii (Peruvian cotton), 712 nucleotides long. RefSeq lists its product as hypothetical. Bases 66 to 497 code for a protein of 143 amino acids. The record is from RefSeq and is a predicted model, not a curated record. Lineage: Eukaryota; Viridiplantae; Streptophyta; Magnoliopsida; Malvales; Malvaceae. The transcript has 2 exons.
AUCACCGUUCUCUUUUGCCAUAUUUGUUGUUCGAAGUCCAAAACCAUUGGAAGAAGUGGAAAAGAAUGGCCUUUUCAACUAGGUGCUGCCUCAACAUGUCCCCUCCAACCCCAAAUCCUCAGUUAGACAACUCUUGUUCCAACACCAAAGGAUCCCAAGUUGCAUGGCCAAGGAAUGAUAAAUGGAAAACGGGAUGUGUAAUAGGGUUAGCCUGCAUGAUAAUUGGAUUAGAAGCAAGUGAUGUAAGUAAGACUAGCGCGGUCGCUGAAGAGAUUCCAACGGUUAUUGUUUUAGAAUCGAAUUCCAGAGUAGCGAGGUGGAGUGACAAAAGAAUGUGCCCUCCAUGGCAGGCUAAUUCUUUGGAAACAAUCGUGCCCGAGAAUCUCCCGAGGCCAUCGGCUCGUCGGAAAUGGGAGGGUAUCGGUUUCUCAAACAAUGCCCCAGCAACCAAAGUGACAAUAGCUAGGGAAACAAGAGCUGGUUGCUUCUCUAUGUAAAUUUCUACAUCGUUGUAUACAUCAAAUCAAAUACCUUUUAAAUUGUGAAAUUAAUGGUAUAAAUGGUUAAAUACCAAAAUUUAUUAGUUUCAUAAUUUGGUAUUAUUGUUUUCAAUAGGAAUUAUGGGGAAUUGCAGUACUCGUUUGGUGUUAUUUGAGUUUGGUUUUGUAGUACACAUGCAGUACAAAUUGAAUGAAUAUCUAAGGUUAAAAUA